UCUGGACUAACACUCCAUGGGUCAUUUUAGCAAACAAAAGGAGAUGAACAAGGAUAUGGGUUGGUUGGUGGCGGAUAGAAGGUGUGCUUAGCCACGUGUACCCAGGCUAAGCAGCAUUCCAUCCAGUCGUUGAACGGUGAUGAACCACUUUUUGUUUUUGGCUCCAAUCUAUUCAUUCUAGCGCGACGACGAUCUACAGAUCAGUGAGCGCUCAUGGAAGUAAUGGAGUCCACUUUAGCGGAGGGUUCAAGUGAAGGACAAGUCGAGAUGAGCGCUGCGGAUGCACCCACCGAAAAACUGCUAGACAGCAUGGAAACCGACGAACCCUUGGGCGACCCAGACGCCUUGCCCCUUCCCCAAAAGCAAUAUUUUCCGAAUCCGUAUGUUGCCUCUGUCACAACGCAAGCUGGUUCUAGCGAUUCCGAGGCCAUGAAUAUGCCACCAGCUCUCCAUCCUGAUGCUACACCUGACGUUCUGACGGCGCUGAAGAGAGAGACUGUGAAUUUGUGUGAAAAGAUUGUUGCCAACUGUAAACCAACCGACCAUCAAGCACCUUGGGACGUGUAUAGCGGCUAUUCUGGAUUGGCCCGACUGUUUUUAAAGAUCCACGAGUGUGAUCCAGCAUGUCAGAUCCACGGGCUGUCAGCAUUGAAAUUAGCUGAACAGUACAUGGACACAGCUAUCGCGAAUUGUAACAGCUUCCUUCGUCAGUUAAAGGACGCUAAAAGUGUGUGCCACGAUGUCGGAUAUUUGAGGAGCCAGGCGGGAGUCUGGGCAACUGGGGCACUGAUUUACCAUCAUACCGGCAAUAGCGAGCGAUCAGCAUUUUGCCUUGAGCAGUUGGUUUCCAUGAAGCACAUGGCCCUGUCUGCCAACUGCCCUCAAGACUUCUCCUAUGGCCGACCAGGCUACCUCUACGGGCUACUCUAUGUGCGACGAUACCUGACCAACGCUCAUGAGACAAUCCCAAACGAUCUUGUGGAAGCAAUAUUGAGCACCGUUCUUAAUGACGGAGCCGAAGGCGCUCAGCGUCAGUUUUAUGGGCCGUCAGAUCGAAGGGGUUAUAAGAUGGACUUUGGUCAGACGAGAUCCCCAUUUAUAUGGCUGUGGUAUAUGGAACGCUAUGUCGGUGCUGCUCAUGGGAUGGCGGGUGCAUUGACGUCCGUACUGAGCGUUCCAUCAUCAUUGCUCGAGGCCGUCAAUGAAGCCAAAUCUGAUGAUAUGCCCCGUUUAGAACCUGCGGGAGAGGAGGAACGUGCCAAAGUUACACCUGUGGAGCGAGCGCUGAAAUAUCUGCAGCGUCGCAAGUUGGCAAAUGGAAACUACAUGCUGAGGAUCGACGACACCAGGACAAAUGCUUCCCAGUUGUUUGAGGAAAAAGAAUCUGUGCAGUUUUGUCAUGGCGCUCCGGGUGUAGCAUUGUGCUUGUGCCGGGGGUAUGAGGUAUUCAAAAAGGAAGAAUACCUAACGGCCGCCAAAGAAGCCGCCGAUCUUGUUUGGAAGCGAGGGCUCAUCCGGAAGGGCGUUGGCCUCUGUCACGGCAUAUCAGGCAACGCUUACCUCUUUCUUACCCUGUACCGCCUAACCAACGACAUUGCAUAUUGGCAAAGGGCCCAGUGUUUCGCCAAUGUCGCCAUAAACUGGGACACCACCUAUGCACCGCAACUGACGUCUGAUAGAAGCGCGUCACCGGCGCAAAAGUAUGGCUUGUUCGAUGGAAUCGGCGGGUUGGCUCACCUUAUGGCUGAUAUGGGAUUUUGGAAGGAGGAGGUUUUUGUUGGAUUUCCUGGUUUUGCGGAUGCAUUUUUGGAGUAGUGUACCUUGUGGUCUUGAGCUGCCGACGCAUCAUAUAAUCACGGGUGGUGCAUCAAGCGCUUGAGUAGCGGUAUACACAGCAUGCAUUUGUGCAAUGUAUAUAGGUUGCAAUUAAAUCUCAUUAACGAAUGCAUUUGGAACUGUACCAGGGCGAAUGG
This is a messenger RNA of Spizellomyces punctatus DAOM BR117, 1973 nucleotides long. RefSeq lists its product as uncharacterized. Gene Ontology annotation, biological process: carbohydrate metabolic process; peptide modification. Gene Ontology annotation, cellular component: plasma membrane. Bases 214 to 1815 code for a protein of 533 amino acids. NCBI's taxonomy places the organism in Eukaryota, Fungi, Chytridiomycota, Chytridiomycetes, Spizellomycetales, Spizellomycetaceae. The transcript is spliced from 5 exons. The record is from RefSeq and is a predicted model, not a curated record.